Pelobates fuscus (common spadefoot toad) is the source of this 801-nucleotide messenger RNA. RefSeq names its product vomeronasal type-2 receptor 26-like. Gene Ontology annotation, cellular component: plasma membrane. The record is from RefSeq and is a predicted model, not a curated record. Gene Ontology annotation, biological process: G protein-coupled receptor signaling pathway. NCBI's taxonomy places the organism in Eukaryota, Metazoa, Chordata, Amphibia, Anura, Pelobatidae. Gene Ontology annotation, molecular function: G protein-coupled receptor activity. The transcript has a single exon. The coding region runs from base 1 to 801 and encodes 266 amino acids.
AUGACUGCUACUAGCAUUGUGUCGUCUUUAGUUCCUGUUGCCAUUUUGAGAAUCUUCAUACAUAAUAAAACAACUCCUAUUGUAAAAGCCAAUAAUUAUUCCAUUUGUUGUCUUCUUCUGGUGUCGUUGUCCCUCUGUUUCCUCUGCACUUUGGCUUUUAUUGGAUACCCUGAACCUAAGAAAUGUCUUCUUCGUCAGCCUGCUUUUGGUAUGAUCUUUGCAUUCUGCAUCUCUUGUAUAUUAGCCAAAACUCUUAUGGUGGUAUUUGCCUUUCUGUCCACCAAACCAGCCAGUUCUCUGAAAAUACUGACAAACCCUUGGGUGUCCUACAUCAUAAUUUGCAUCUGCUCCCUUAUACAAGUAAUUCUGUCCAUCACUUGGUUAUCUCUUAAACCUCCCUUUUCAGAACAUAAUACUCAAACCAAACCAGAAAUUAUCAGUGCUGUGUGUAAUAUGGGAUCUCCUACAGCCUUCUGGUCCAUGUUUGGAUAUCUAGGUUUCUUGGCCAUUACAAGUUUUAUUGUUGCGUUUCUUGCCCGAGGACUUCCUGACAGCUUCAAUGAAGCUAAAUGUAUCACUUUCAGCAUGCUAUCUUUCCUUAGUGUUUGGGUGUGUUUUAUCCCUGCCUCACUCAGUGCGAGCGGGAAGUACAUUCAAUUGAUGGAAGUGUUUGCUAUUCUGGCGUCAAGUUGGGCAUUGGUUAUCUGUAUGUUUGUUCCUAAAUGUUUUAUUAUACUCUUCAGACCUAACAUUAACUCCAUGGGUCAUCUCAUGUGGAAAAAGAGAAUUUUACAUAGAUAG